AAAAUCGCCCCUUGGCGUUUAAUGUGAACUUGACCCGGAAGUGUUUGUGCGUGGUCACUGACCUUAGCAAAUGCACUCUGUGGGCCUCUCCUAUUUUGGAGAUUUUUUUGUGUGUAUGCAAAUAAUGACAGACUUGUAUUAGUCUGGGACUGUAAGAUCGAAUGGACAUAUAAAAAAAAAUCAAAGUAAAUUUUUUAAACAUCCACAACAAACUGACAGUGUGUGCACUGAGCGGUAACAUGCUUUGCUGAUAUGCUAGCCUCUGUAUAAGUGUGUAGGCGCUUGAAGGAUUUCGGGAAUCAUUAGCUAACGUUAUUGUUAUUCCUCUGCUGGAUAAUACAGCGAUUAGUGCUGGAGCGCGUUUAUAAAGUCACUGUUCCGUUGUGUUGGAGUGUGUUUUGAGUCAGGCUUUGUGCACAUCCUUACUGUCUGGGCAUCUUUGCAGUGAUAGAGCUGCUAGCUAGCCUCUGCUAGCGCCUCUGACUCGUGUUGGAGUUGCAGAAGGAAAAUGUCAGAUUUUGACGAAUUCGAGAGACAGCUAACGGAGAACAAGCAAGCUGACAGAGAUAAGGAGAACAAGCAUCACCGGAGGAGCAGCUCCAGGAGCCGGAGCCGGAGCCGAGAGAGGGACAGGAAAAGGAGGAGCAGGGACAGAGAGAGACGAGGAAGCCGAGACCACCAUGGGGACAGCAAGGACCGCAGACACAGGCGGAGUCGGUCUCUGCACCGUGAGAAAAAGAAGGCCAAAGUGAAAAAGUACUGGGACGUUCCUCCACCUGGCUUCGAACACAUCACGCCCAUGCAGUACAAAGCCAUGCAAGCUGCUGGCCAGAUUCCUGCCACUGCCCUGCUCCCUACAAUGACCCCUGAGGGUCUGGCUGUGACUCCGACUCCUGUGCCGGUUGUGGGCAGCCAGAUGACGCGUCAAGCUCGGCGGCUCUACGUGGGCAACAUCCCCUUCGGUAUCACAGAGGAGUCUAUGAUGGACUUCUUUAACGCCCAGAUGCGGUUGGGUGGCCUGACUCAGGCUCCAGGAAACCCAGUUCUCGCUGUGCAGAUCAACCAGGACAAGAACUUUGCCUUUCUAGAGUUCCGCUCGGUGGAUGAGACGACGCAGGCCAUGGCGUUUGAUGGUAUCAUCUUCCAGGGACAGAGUCUGAAGAUCCGCCGACCGCACGACUAUCAGCCACUGCCAGGCAUGAGCGAGAACCCAAGUGUUUAUGUGCCAGGCGUCGUCUCCACUGUGGUGCCCGACUCGGCUCAUAAGCUCUUCAUCGGUGGGCUUCCUAAUUACCUCAACGAUGACCAGGUGAAGGAGUUGUUGACUUCGUUUGGCCCACUGAAAGCCUUUAACCUGGUGAAGGACAGCGCCACUGGUCUCUCGAAAGGCUACGCUUUCUGUGAAUACGUUGAUGUCAACAUCAGUGAUCAGGCUAUCGCUGGGCUCAAUGGCAUGCAGCUAGGGGACAAGAAACUCCUGGUCCAGAGAGCCAGUGUCGGAUCCAAGAACACUACACUGACUGGGAUCAACCAGACGCCAGUGACACUGCAGGUGCCCGGCCUGUUGAACAGCUCCAUGAACCAGAUGGGUGGCAUCCCCACUGAGGUGCUGUGUCUGAUGAACAUGGUGUCCCCCGAGGAGCUGCUGGAUGACGAGGAAUACGAGGAGAUCGUAGAGGACGUCAGGGAAGAGUGCAGCAAAUAUGGUCAAGUGAAGAGUAUCGAGAUCCCACGGCCUGUUGAUGGCCUAGAGGUGCCCGGGACUGGCAAGAUCUUCGUGGAGUUCAUGUCUGUGUUUGACUCUCAGAAAGCCAUGCAAGGCUUAACAGGCAGGAAAUUUGCCAACAGAGUGGUAGUGACCAAAUACUGCGACCCUGAUGCCUACCACCGCCGAGACUUUUGGUAGAGGUGGAGGAAGGAAAAAGUGAGAGACUUGAUGGAGUGUAUGAUAUUUUCCAUUCCCUGUCCUUUGUCUGUUUGUGUGUGUUUAGGUUUUUAGGAGUGUGAGAGGGAAUGAAACGUUUUUGGAAUAACUAGUACCCUGAUUGGUGUACUGUACACUCAACUUUGGUGCCGUUAUUGGUUUCUUCACUGGCUAACAAACGUCACUUCAGGUGUGGUACUGUGAACUUUUGGCACCUUGCAGUGGACUCUAAUUAGAAAACUAAUUAGAUUGCCUUCAAAAAAAAAACCCAAAUCCUGCUACACGCCGACAUGUGUUUUCAGGUUUUUUUUUCUUCAUGUGUGUGAAGGUAGAGGUUUGCCCUUCAUUUUGUAAACCUCCCGCUGACUCUCAUUCCUCUCCUGAGUGUCACACAGUGAGGGACAGGAUCACUGGACGAGGAGGGGGUUUGAGAGAGUUACAUGGACAUGGAUUAAGGAGGUUUUUAGGGGCAAAUCAUAAUUUCAUUUUUUUUAAUCAACAUUUGAAGACGUACUGCAAGAAGUCCUUGCUUUGAAGGAUGCUGGAGUUAUACUGUUCAACAAAAAACAGUUCCUCGUUUUUGGACUUUAAUGGUGUUUGGACUUUAAUAAAUUGACUGUGAAGAGUAAAUAGCAUGGUUAACGUGAGAGACCACACAGUGACUUGCUUUCUUUGUAUAUAGAAUCAUCUCAAUACAGAAACAGGCUACUGUAUAUGUUUAUCCCAAGUUUAUUACCAUCAUCUUUUUCAUUUCAGGAACAAAAUGUCUCCUCAUUUUUGUUUCGUAUGACUUUUUUGUUUGUAAGACAUUUUCUCCUGAUCUGAUCUAACCAAGUUUGUACUCAGUGAAAUAAAUAAACAUCUUGUUCUCAUUUUUUUUUCCCAUCUAACAUGUCCACUGCUGUUUUUUUUUUUUUUUUUUUUGUAAAAAAAUUGUAAAAAGCGAGUUAUAUCAUCAUGCAUUGACCGUGUACAAGGACCAGUAAAAUCAUUUGGUAUAAUAAAGUCUAAUCAUUCAAAGGGUUUCUGCAUAACCGCAAUGUUUUGAAGUCACAAAUCAUUGCUACUGCUCACUGCAACAUGUGGUGGAGCUCUUCAUUUCAGACUGUGUGACAGCAGUGGGCAGUUAGUAUUUGGACUAUUUUAAGAGAUGGAGGGCGCCAAGCUGUGACUCUGUCAAUUUUCUGGCUGGGAGGUUUGGGGUAUCCCUGCUGGUUUCUGUCUGUCUUCAGUUGUGCUUUUCUUUGGUAUUCUAUUUUUUGAGGAUGUGAUUUCUCAAAUUCAUAAAUAAAAGAAUCUUAGGGGAAAAAAGCUGUCUGUCUAUAUGCAUUGGUUAUUUGAAAUCAGGGUUUCAUAUCUGUGGUCUGGGGUGGUUUAGUGGUUAGCACUGUUUACUCGCACCUCUGGGAUUGGGGGUUCAAAUCCUGCCUCUGCCCUGUGCACGCAGAGCUUGCAUAUUCUCCCCGUGCUUUGGGGCUUCCUCUGGGUACUCUGGUUUCCUCCCCCUAGUCCAACGACGUGUGUUAUAGGCUUAUUGGCAUUUCCAAAAUGUCUGUAGUAUGUGAAUGGAUGUGUGUGUGCGAUUGUGCCCUGUAAUGUGUUGGCACCCCGUCCAGGGUGUCCCCCACCUUGUGCCCUGAGCUCCCUGGAAUAGGCUCCAGGCUCCCUUGCGACCCCGUGUUGGAUAAGCGGUAUGGAAAAUGAGUUGGAUGGGAUGUGUUGGGAGCAGGUUGGGAAGCAUUCAUUCAAAAUGAGUUUUGAUUAUCAAGAAAAACUACAAAUUAGCAAUUCUGUCUGUAUACCUCACACUAAAUUGAUGUUAUCUUCAAACACUCUUCUUGAAAUCUCUCAACAUGGCUCUUGCUGUGUAACUGUUCCUUAUGUUCACGCUGGUGGCUUGUUCCUGUGUGACAAUAUCUUUAAUGGAUUCACCAAAAAAAGUUUAUAUUUGAAAUGCAUGGUUAAUUUAUAAACUCUGCUGCUCUUUACAGUUUUGAGUCUUAUAAAACUGUAGAGCAGCAGGUGUUAUUAGAAACACCUGUACACCUAUUUAAUCACACAAUUAUCCAGUCAACCAAUCAUGUGGCAGUAGCUCAGUGCAAAAAAUCAUUCAGAUACAGGUCAAAAGCUUCAGUUAAUGUUCACAUCAAACUUUAGAAUAGGGAAAAGGGUGAUCUCUGUGACUUUAACCAUGGCAUGGUUGUUGGUGCCAGAUGGGCUGGUUUGAGUAUUUCAGAAACUGCUGAGCUCCUUGCUGAAACACCUUGCUGAUGAGAGACAUCAGAGGAGAAUGAGCAGACUUGUAUGAGCUGGCAGGAAGUCUGUAGUAACUCUAAUAAGCACUCUUUACAACCAUGGUGAGCAGAAAAGCAUCUCAGAAUGCACAACACAUCAAAUCUUGAGGUGGAUCGGCUACAACAGCAGAAGACCACAACAGGUUCCACUCCUGUCAGCAAAGAACAGGAAUCUGAGGCUAUCAUAUGGCACUGAGUGAAAAUUAAGUGAAGCUCUUGACCCUGUAUCUGCAUGAUUUUUUGCAUUGCAUUGCUGCCACAUGAUUGGCUGAUUAGACAACUCCAUGAAUGUGUAUGUGUACAGGUGUUCCUAAUAAAGUGGACAGUGAGUGUAAGA
Messenger RNA from Pangasianodon hypophthalmus (striped catfish), 4555 nucleotides. It is a transcript of the gene u2af2a, whose product is annotated as U2 small nuclear RNA auxiliary factor 2a. The record is from RefSeq and is a predicted model, not a curated record. NCBI's taxonomy places the organism in Eukaryota, Metazoa, Chordata, Actinopteri, Siluriformes, Pangasiidae. Gene Ontology annotation, biological process: female sex differentiation; mRNA processing. Gene Ontology annotation, molecular function: poly-pyrimidine tract binding; pre-mRNA 3'-splice site binding. The transcript is spliced from 11 exons. Gene Ontology annotation, cellular component: nucleus; nuclear speck; U2AF complex. The coding region runs from base 509 to 1906 and encodes 465 amino acids.